AGGGAGAGACCGGGCAGAAGGCCCCGGCGUACCAGCGGUUCCACACGCUGGCCCAGGAGCUGCCCCCGGGGCUGACGCUGCCCUACAAGUUCCGCGUGCUGGCGGAGAUGUUCCGCAGCGUGGACACCAUCGCCGGGAUGCUCUUCAACCGCGCCGAGACCGUCACCUUCGCCAAGGUCAAGCAGGGCGUGCAGGACAUGAUGCGCAGGCAGUUUGAAGAGCAGCACCUGGGGCAGAUCAAGGCUGUGUAUCCCAGCUCGUACCGGCUGCGCCAGGAGAAGAACGUCCCCACCUUCGGCAGCGGUGGGAAGAAGAAGUCUGAGUAUCAGCUCACGCUGGAGCCGGUCCUGGGGGAAGAGGAGAAGGUGGAUGGGCGCCCGCACCUGUCGGCGUCGCGGCUGCUGGAGCGCAGGAGGGAAUUCCACCGCAACCUGGUCAACAUCGUCAGGGAGCACCACAAGGCAUUCCUGGCUGCCCUCAGCCCUCCCAUGGUGGUGCCAGAGGAGAAGCUGACCCGGUGGCAUCCCCUCUGCGCCCGCCUGGCCGACAGCUGCCCCGAGCUGGUGGCACCAGGUGAGAUGGAGAAACACGUGCGGCUCUUUGCAGAGCUCCUGCCAGACUGGGUGGGCAUCCACAACCUCAGGACGGAUGUCUACGUCAAGCUGGACAAAGAGAAGGACCUGGGCCUCGUCAUUGAGAGGCUCAACAAGGCGGCCAAGGAGGCUGGAGCUCUCUGAGCCCCCCCCAGAUUUGGGGUUUUUCUGUGCAAUCUCAGAAUGUAGCAAAUCCUGACAGCGCUCUGGGUUCUGGGCUGGGCUGGAGGGAGGCUCGUCCUUGGGUGCCUGAGGAUGGGCAAAAUGCCUUAAUUUAACUGAUCCUGUGGUGGGAGCUGUGAGGAAUGUAGGUCCCCUAGUCCUGGAGCAAUCCUGGGGUGGUGAUGAAAGCAACCCUAACCUGAGGAACCUUUUCUUCUCCCUUUCCUGGUUCUCCUGAAGGUUCAAUGCAUGAGGGGUCUCCUGAAGGUCCAAUUUCAGAGGUUUCUUCCAUUAACUGGGUCCUGGUGGGGUGAAGGCAGAGCAGGGCAGGCUGAGAGGGCGACAGGCAGGAAGAAGUGAGAGAAAAAGUCACAAUUUGAUGUUUCUGGAGCUUCGGGCCUCAUUCUGUUUUUAAGGGAGGGAAAACGCAUCUUCCAGUCCUCACUGGAAACAACUGCAGGACUUGUCAAAACACAUUUGUAUUAAAUGUUUUAAAUAUAGCUGACUUGU
This is a messenger RNA of Zonotrichia albicollis (white-throated sparrow), 1265 nucleotides long. NCBI's taxonomy places the organism in Eukaryota, Metazoa, Chordata, Aves, Passeriformes, Passerellidae. The record is from RefSeq and is a predicted model, not a curated record.